Dromiciops gliroides (monito del monte) is the source of this 8459-nucleotide messenger RNA. Its product is annotated as IgGFc-binding protein-like. Gene Ontology annotation, molecular function: protein binding. Gene Ontology annotation, biological process: cell-matrix adhesion. The transcript has 23 exons. The record is from RefSeq and is a predicted model, not a curated record. Bases 1 to 7893 code for a protein of 2630 amino acids. NCBI's taxonomy places the organism in Eukaryota, Metazoa, Chordata, Mammalia, Microbiotheria, Microbiotheriidae.
AUGGGGAUGUUCUGGCUGCUGAUUGUGGCAUUGCAGAGGCCCCUGGCCCAGGGUCAAGAUGAAGCUGCCACCCUCCUGUAUCCCUUUGGCCCCGAGCAUGGAGACCAGAGUGUCCCCAGGGCAGAUGAUGGUUACUCCCCAAAGUUCCUACUCUCUGAACCCUUCAGCUUCUUUGGAGUCAGCUACAGAGGCGUCUAUGUGAACACCAAUGGCCUGGUCUCUUUUGAGGUGCCGGUGUCCCAAUUCACCCCUCGUGCCUUUCCUCUUGCGGAUGGACGGGCAUUUGUGGCCCCAUUCUGGGCUGAUGUAACCACAGUUAAGAGAGGGCAGGUGUGGUAUCGAGAGACCCAGCAGCCCGGGCUGCUUAGCCGCGCCUCAAGAGAGCUGGCCACUGCCUUUCCUGACUCCCCAGUGACCGUUCUUCACUCUCUGUUUGUGGCUACCUGGGACCGAGUUCCCUUCUAUGGGUCCCGGACUCACAAGGCGAAUACCUUCCAGGCAGUGCUGGCUUCAGGAACCAAUGCUUCCUAUAUUCUUCUGUAUUAUGGCGACAUACAGUGGACAACAGGAGUGGCCAGUGGAGGGAGCCCCAACGAUGGCCUGGGAGGGACCCCGGCGCAGGUGGAGGCUGGUUUCAACAGUGGUACAGCCCAGGACUAUUUCAACAUCCCAGGCUCUAGGACAUCUGCCAUCAUCCAUAUAACCUCCACCAGCAACGUGGGGAUUCCGGGGCUGUGGGCUUUCCGAACAGACAAUUUCAUAGUCCCAAGUGGCUGCAUCUACAAGGCCCAGUUCUUGCCCAUUGGUGCCACCUUCUGGAACAGUAGCACCUGCGGAUACCGGUGCAAAUGCCUAAAUGAGCAGAAAGUUCAAUGCUGGCCUGAACCAUGCCAGGCAGAGCAGCGGUGCCGUGCCUCCUACCCCUUCUCCUACUGCCAGGCCCUCCCGGGUCCUUCAUGCCAGCUGGGGCCCAAUGGGCAUCUACGUACAUUCUCUGGGCACCUGCUCCACCUCCAGCCCUGUGCAUACAUCCUGGCCCAGGCCUCUGGCAAUGUGACUGGCUUCCAAGUCAAGGUGGAAAGCAAGGGGACAACCCAGACACCAAGGUUCCGGCUGUGGCUUUUGGCCUAUGGCCAGGAGGUGGUGGUGCCAAACGACACCGUGGGUCAUGUGCUGGGAGUCCUGGCUAUCAGAGGGGACACACACAUAGCUCGUUCCCAGUCUGUGAGAGCAGUCACAAACCCACCCUUGGAAGCUCUGGUUCCAACGGUGGAAACAGGGCAGGGAGAGGUAAAUGGCCUCCGAUUCCCGAUGCCCAUUCAGCUCCUCCAGGGGAGUCUCACUGCCCACGUCAGCGGCUCUGCCACCUACCUCACUACUGACUUUGGGCUGGAGCUGUGGGUGCAGGAGGGCCACCUGGAGCUCACUGUACCGGCUGCCCUGGGCAGCACCGUGCGGGGACUGUGUGGGGCAGAGGCCUUGACCCCUUCAGGGACCUCACAGCCGGAGCCCACCCUCUUGGUUACCAGCUGGCAAACGGCUGAGUCGUGUGGACGUGCACCCCCGAGCUGUCCCCCAGAGCAGAUGGCUUUGUACACAGGCCAUGAGACUUGUGGCCUGCUGGAGGCAUCGCCUGGGCCUUUUACUGCCUGUGCACAUGUUCUCUCCCCAAGGCCUUUUGUGGAAAGUUGUGCCGAGGAGCUGUGUACUGCUGAAGGAGAGCCCCUUGUCCUGUGCCAGGCCCUGGCCGCUUAUGCUCGAAGCUGUCAGGCCGCCAACCUCACUGUGGGCGUGUGGAGGAGCCAAAACUUUUGUGAAAUCUCCUGCCCAGAGAACAGUCACUAUGAGGCGUGUACUAGCCCCUGUGGGGCCAGCUGCUUGGACUCCUUGGCUCCGCUCUUCUGCAAGGGGCCAUGUCGGGAGGGAUGCGCCUGUGAUGCCGGACACCUCCUCAGUGGCGGGGCCUGCAUCCCCCAGGCGCACUGUGGCUGCUCUCUCCAUGGCCGCUACUUCCCAGUGGGGGCCCGAGUGCUCACUGAUCACUGCAGGCAGAGAUGCACCUGUGAGGGCCCUGGGCAGCCGGUUCACUGUCAGCCUUAUGCUUGUAAGGUUGGAGAAGUGUGUAAGGUGCAGGAUGGAGUCUGGGGCUGCAUCCCAGGGGGCAACGGUAGCAUCUGGGUGUCGGGUGACCCUCAUUACCGAACCUUUGAUGGGGUGGCCUUCACAGCCCAGGGUGCGUGCCACUACACACUGACCCGGAGCUGCCGGGCUGGCGGGGAGCCCCCUGCGUUUGCUGUGCACGUGUAUAAUGAGUACCUUAGCUCCAUCGCUGUGGCUUGGACACGGCAGGUUGAGGUGGUUGUGUACGGGGAGCGGAUCGUAAUGACUGCCAAAGCACCAGGAAAAGUCCAGGUAAAUGGAUUGAAGAGGAAUUUGCCCCUGCACCUGGCUGGGGGGCGUAUCCAAAUCUACUUCAGCGGCUCAGGGGCUGUGCUGCAGACAGACAUCGGUCUCUUGGUCUCCUACGACUGGAGACAUUAUGUCUCUGUCAUGGUGCCUGAGACCUACGCAGGCUCCCUGUGUGGUCUGGGUGGGGAUUUCAAUGGAAACCCCGAGGACGACUUUCGAGGUCCUGGUGGGACUCUUCUCCCUGAUGCCCACGCCUUCGUAGAGAGCUGGAAAGACCCAGGGUCCCCUGUCCACUGCUCUGCCAUGGGCCCAACACCCCGUUGCACACGGGAAAGAGAGGCCCGGUAUCGGUCCCAGGAUUUUUGUGGUUUGCUUGGGGACCGGGAUGGGCCAUUUCGUGCCUGUGAUGAGGCAGCUGAGGCCUGGAUUCACGUGGAGAACUGUGUUCAUGAUCUCUGUGCCUCUGAGGUGGCCCGGAGGCCCCUGUGUGAAGCGCUCCGCAGCUAUGCCCAGCAAUGUCAGCGACAGGGACUCCCUAUUGAAGUCUGGAGACAUCGGGUGGGCUGUGAGAUGGCCUGUCCCACCCACAGCCACUACGAGCUCUGUGGAUCCUCUUGCCCUAAUUCCUGCACAGACCGCACCCUGGCCAACCAAUGCCAGACACCUUGUCAAGAGGGCUGCCAGUGUGAUCCGGGCUUCGUGCUGAGUGGCACUGACUGUGUGCCCCCAACUCAGUGUGGCUGCACUUCAGAGGGCAGAUACUACCUGGCUGGGGAGACCUUCUGGGAAGGGGAGGGCUGCCGGCGUUUCUGCCACUGUGAUGCCUCCACCCAUGAGGUGCACUGUUUCAACACCUCUUGUGGACCUGGGGAGAGGUGCGGCACCCUGAAAGGCAUCUUUGGAUGCCACCCGCUUGCCCCUAGCACCUGCCGGCUCUUGGGACAAUCACAGUACAUCACCUUUGAAGGGAAGACCUAUAACUUCCCAGGUACCUGCAAAUACAUCUUCUCUGAGCUAUGUGGUUCCUUGGAGUCCUUGCCCUCUUUCAGAGUGGAGGUUAAGAAGGAGUCCAGACCAAGCACCCCCAUAUCUGUGAUCUCAGAGGUGCUUAUCUUGAUCAACAGGACCAAGAUCCAUCUUCACAGAAAAAACCCAGGUCUGGCUGAGGUGGAUGGAGAGACUCUGCUCCUCCCACUGAACCUCAAUUCCGGUGGCAUCAUCUUGUAUCCGAAUGGGUUCUACUUGACACUAUGGACAGAUUUUGGGUUGACGCUCAGUUCUGACCUGGCCCACAGCCUCUUCCUCUCCCUGCCCCCACGCUACGAAGGCAACACCUGUGGACUCUGUGGAAACUUCAGCUGGAAGGGUGACCUCCAGCCCCAGAAGAGGACCCUAACGCGACAACUCGUCGACAGCUUGGCUUCGAGGUGGAAAACGGAAGACUGUGAAUAUCACUGUGCUCCUGAUGGCUGCCCAGCCUGCGUGGAACAAAAGCAGCUUAUUCGGGGAAAGGCCCGGUGCUGGAUCCUCCAAGACCCCCGGGGACCAUUCUCUGCCUGCCACGCUGAGAUCGACCCAGAACCGUACGUGGCCAGCUGUGCGAACGACAUGUGCCUCUCGAUGGGCAAUAGCACAGUUCUCUGUCUCUCCAUCCAGACGUACGCUGCUGCCUGCCACAGAGCACACAUUACCGUUGGCCCCUGGAGGAAUGCCUCCUUCUGCACCCCUGCAUGUCCAGCCCACAGCUAUUAUCACCUCUGCCAAGACCCCCACAAGGUCCGGUUCUGUGCUGCGGUUCCACUGCCUCUGCCCGGUAGCCCGGUUUGCUCUGAGGGCUGUAUUUGCUUCGAUGGCUACCUGUGGAGUGGGGACAGGUGUGUUCGACCAGAUGAGUGUGGCUGUGAGCAUGAGGGACGCUACCACAAGGUUGGAGAGUUGGUCUGGCUUUCUCACUGCACCCAACGCUGCAGCUGUGAUGGGCCUGGUCGAUUCCGAUGUGCUCUGGCCCAGUGCCCUGAAGGGGAGACAUGUGCCCUGCAGGCUGGCCGGCUGGGUUGUCAGAACCCCAUGGGCAUCUGCACAGCCACCGGAGAUCCUCACUACCUCACAUUUGACGGGGCAGUUGCUCACUUCCAAGGCACCUGUGCCUAUCAGUUGACCCACACAUGUAAGGAAGCCCCUCCUCCUGGGGGCCUUUCUUUUCGAGUGGAAGCCACCAACAGAAACUUCCGCAGCCGUAGAGUCUCCUUCGUGACCCACGUGGAGGUGUGGCUCAGUAACCGGGACUUCAAGGCCCAUGUGGUCUUAGAACGUGGCCAGCCAGUCAAGGUGGAUGGGCACGAAGUCAGCCUGCCAGUACUUCUGGGGCCCCAAGCGCGGGUAGGGCGAGAGCAGGGCCUGUUGCUGCUCCGAGUAGGAGGAGAGUUGGAAGUCCAAUACAAUGGACGAAACACCCUGUUUGUGAGAGUCGGGCCAGGCUACAGGGGCCGUCUGUGUGGCAUGUGUGGCAACUUCAACGGUGACAAGAAAGAUGACAAGAUCCUGCCCGGUGGAGGCCCAGCUCCCAGCGAUGCUGCCUUUGGGAAUGCCUGGCAGGCCGAUGCCAGUCCACCUGGCUGCCGGAAGGACUUCACCGGAACUGAGUUGUGUCAUGACAGGCACAGGGUGGAGCGGCUCUGCGCCACCCUCUCCAACCGCUCAGGCCCCUUUGCUGAGUGUCACUGGCACGAGAAGCCUGACCCCUACGUCCAGUCCUGCGUAUAUGACCUAUGUCAAUAUGGGACAGGCAAUCGGAUGCUGUGCGCUGCCCUGGAGGCCUACGCUGAGCUCUGUGCCCUGCACAGGGUGAGACUGCCUGACUGGAGAGCAGGCAUAGGAUGCAAUGUUGCUUGCCCACCCAAUAGCUACUAUGACUUCUGUGGCUCCCCUUGCCAAGUCACCUGUGCCAACCUCAAUACCAGUGUCACUUGUACCCGUCCAUGCACUGCAGGCUGUUUUUGCCAGGAGGGCUAUGUUCUGGAGAAUGGAAUCUGUGUCCCCCGGAAUCAUUGUGGAUGUGUCCUGAAUGGACAAUACUAUCCCUUAGGGGCUGAGGUGCUACUCACGGACACUUGUAGCCAGAAGUGCACCUGUCAGGGUCCAGGCCUGGCCAUGGAGUGCCAUCCCCAUGCCUGUGGGCCCAGAGAAGUGUGCCGUCUACGUGGAGGAGUGCGGGGCUGUUACCCCAUCAAGUAUGGGACUAUGUGGCUCUACGGGGACCCCCACGUCCAGACCUUUGAUGGGGUUACCUUCAGCUUCCGGGGAGCCUGCCGUGUUGCCCUGGUCCAAACCUGUGACACCCACCUCACCCCCUUUGCCAUCUGGCUAAGGGCUGAGCACCAGCACUCCAUAGUGGCCUCAUGGGCCAAGCAGGUGGACGUAGAUAUAGGUGGAGAGAGGUUCUCCCUUCUGGCUGGACAACACAAGACAGUUCAGGUGAACGGGUCCCAGAUGAAUCUGCCUCUGGUGUUGGCUGGUGGCAGACUCCACGCCUUUUCAAGUCCCUCUGGGGCCGUACUCUGGUUUGAUUUUGGCCUCUCUCUUUCCUUUGAUGAGUCUCAUUCCCUGUGGGUAUCAGUACCUGAGACUUAUGCGGGUUCCCUGUGUGGUCUGGCUGGGGAUUUCAAUGGGAAUCCUAAGGAUGACUUUCGGGGCCCUGAUGGUGCAUUGAUCCUCGAUGCUGAUACAUUUGCUGACAGCUGGAGGGAGCCAGGAUUCCCUAAUCACUGCUCUGUAGUGGGGUUGGCCCCACAGUGCCCUCCAGAGAAAGAAGCCCAGUACCAGUCCCCGGCUUCCUGUGGACUGCUUCAAGACCAGGACGGGCCAUUCUCUGCUUGCCACGAGGUGACUGAGGCCCACAUCCACAUGGAGAACUGCAUCCGGGAUGUCUGUGCCAGUGAGAGUUCCCAAGAGAUACUAUGUGAAGUGCUGGCAAGCUAUUCCAAACAGUGUCAAUGGCAUGGACUCUCCCUCCAGCCCUGGAGGCAUCAAGUGGGAUGUGAGAUGGCCUGUCCUACCCACAGCCACUAUGAACUCUGUGGAUCCUCUUGCCCCAACUCUUGUGCUGAGCCCAACCUGACUGCCAGCUGCCAGACACCUUGUCAAGAAGGCUGCCAGUGUGAUCCGGGCUUUGUGUUGAGUGGCACUGACUGUGUGCCCCCAGCUCAGUGUGGUUGCACUUCAGAGGGCAGAUACUACCUGGCCGGAGAGACCUUCUGGGAAGGGGAGGGCUGCCGGCGUUUCUGUCACUGUGACGCCUCCACCCAUGAAGUGCACUGUUCCCACUCCUCUUGUGCGCCAGGGGAGAGGUGUGGCACCCUGAAGGGUAUCUUUGGAUGCCACCUGCUUGCCCCUAGCACCUGCCAGACUUUGGGACAGUUCCAGUACAUGACCUUUGAUCAGAGAACCUUGGAUUUCCUGGGUGCCUGCAAAUACGUCUUCUCUGAGCUUUGUGGAUCCUUAGAAGCCCUGCCCUUCUUCAGAGUGGAAGUCCGGAAGAAGGAUACCCGAAGCACCCCCAUAUCUGUGAUCUCAGAGGUGCUUAUCCUGAUCAAUGGGACCCAGAUCCAUCUUCAGGAGGAAAAUCUAGGGCUGGUCCACGUUAACGGGGUCACGUUCGCCCUCCCGCUGAGCCUCAACAUGGGUGCUGUUCUCCUGUAUCAGGAUGGGCUACACUUAACGCUGCAGACAGACUUUGGGUUGGUGCUCAUCUCUGACUUGGCCCACAGCCUCUUCCUUACUCUGCCCCCAGAUUACAUGGGCCGCACCUGCGGGCUAUGUGGCAACUUCAACGGGGAUGCUCAUGAUGACUUUCAGAUGCAGACAGGUUCCCCAGUGGGCGACCCAGUAACUUCCUCUGCCUCUGAAUGGAAGCCGGAGGAUGACUGUAAAGACAAUUGUGCCAAUAGCUGUCCGGUAUGUGUGGCACCGGAACAGCUUGUGCCGGCCAAGGCCCAGUGUUGGAUCCUCCAGGACCCCCGGGGGCCCUUCUCCUCCUGUCACAUGGAGAUUGACCCAGAGCCCUUUGCCUCUGCCUGUGCCAAUGACCUAUGCCUCUCCAUGGGCAACAGCCACAUCUUAUGCCUAGCUAUUCAGACUUACGCUGCUGCCUGUCAGCGAGCAAACGUCACCAUCGGGGCCUGGAGGAGCCCCUCCUUCUGUGCCCCUCGAUGUCCCCAGCACAGCCACUAUGAUCUCUGUGCCUGCCCUCGCCACCGUUCCUGCCCUGGCUCUGAGCUAAAGUGCGGGCUCCUGUGUGCCGAGGGCUGCGUCUGUGAUGACGGGCACCAGCCUCGGGGAUACGGCUGCAUCCCAGCCCCAGAGCACAGCUGCAGCCACCAAGGUCGGCAUUGCCUUGAGCUGAGCCCUGAGGAUGCUUCAGAGCUGCUGUGGAGAUCAUGGAGCAGCCAUGUUUGUCUCCAGACGGACCACACUGGCCAGAUCUGAACCUCGUCCAUCCAGAACUCAGAAAACGGAGAACCAAUGGCAUCAUCUAACCAGCAACAAAUCCCCCCAGACCUCUCCCACAAUUCAACCCAGUCAUGAUGAAACCACUACCACAAGUAUCCUCCUAAGCCAGACAUCUGGCCCCUGGCCCAAAGGCUAAGGGAGAAGAGCGGUGGAUCAGACAAUUCUUUUGGCUCCUAGAGGCUUGGUGGGGUGGGGUGGGAAACAGGAGAAGAAAAGCAACACCAGGCACUCACAAGCUGAGUACAUCUUUGGGUGCUCUCCUUCCUACUUCACUCUUGAACCAAGAUCAAACUCUGGGGCCUAAGCAUUUUUUCAAGGUGGGGGAAGUGGGAGGGAGGGAGAGACAAGAGUCCAAAGGGCUACAGUCAUCAAUAUACCAUCUCUUUUUGCAUUUCUCUCACUCCUAUUUUUCCCCAUAGUUGUCAACGUUCAUUCAUUCAUUCAUUCAUUCAUUCAUUCAUUCACUCAUUCAUCUAUUCAAUAGAUAUUUCCCCCCACCUUGACUAUGACUGAUUGUGCUGGAGGUAAUACAAAGAUCCAAC